GUCAUUCUGCGAUAGGUUCAGGGGCAAAGCCGGAAAGACAAAAUCUGCACAACGGGACGGUCUCCCCUCUCUCCCUCCCACCUGGUUCUACCGCCGCCAGGCCCGCCACCGUCGGCGACCUCACCGCCGGCGCUUCCUCAUUCCGCUGAAGCCCUUUUCCUCGUCGGGGCACUCCUCCCCCCCCCCUCCUCCCAGACAUCUGCUUGGAAGGUACCGGCGUGGGGCGGGGAUCCGUUCGGACUUGGAUCGGCGCCUCCGUUUCCUCGCCCUUCUUCUUCGUCCUAGCGCGCGAGGCCGAUCUACAUCUACCCUAGGCGCUGGGCGUCGGCGGGCGCGUGCUCCCGUUCACGGAGGGAUGGACAAGCUGGUGCAGUUCGGGAGGAAGGCAUGGUUCAUCGUGCGCGUGAUGUCCGGCUACGAGGAGAGGCGGAUCCGAUCCUACAGGCUGCAGCUGCAGAAGCGCCUCGAGAUGGCCCAAGCUAGGAAGGAAGAGCUGCGGAAACAGCCAGAAAAAGUUAUCUUGUCAGAGGUUCGUCAAGUGGUUCAGCAGAUGCAAGCUCUCAAUCAGCAUCUUGAAGAAGCUGAAACUUCCAUAGAUGAAUACUUCAAACCAAUUGACAAGAAUGCUAAGAUCAUAACAAAUAUGCAGUUGGAGAAAGAAGAAAAGCAAAUGAAGGAGAUGGCGAAAGUUAUGCAAGAGCAAAUAAAAAUGCAAAGAGAAAUCGCAAUGAAAAGAGAUGAUGCCGCCAGCCUAGAGUCUAAGGAAGCUCAAGUGAGUGAAAAAACAGCUGAAAUCCCUCUGAAACAAGAGACUGUAAAAUAGAUACUAUGUAUUUUUCCUUUUCUCAGGAAGUUAGUGUAUGUGUGCAUACUCUUUGCACUCGUUUUGGGCUAGGUAAUAAGUAUGCUUACAUACUUCUCAGAGGCUAUUCUUUACAUACUUCCUUUUCAUUUUUCUAUUACCAUGGAAGAUUUGUUUGGCCCGAUGAUGGGCUAUGAGAUGGAUUGAUGGAAUAGUGUUCUGAGCAUUAACAUGCUACUUUAUCUCUA
This is a messenger RNA of Panicum hallii, 1050 nucleotides long. RefSeq names its product nucleoprotein TPR. The transcript has 4 exons. NCBI's taxonomy places the organism in Eukaryota, Viridiplantae, Streptophyta, Magnoliopsida, Poales, Poaceae. The record is from RefSeq and is a predicted model, not a curated record. Bases 356 to 823 code for a protein of 155 amino acids.